GUCAACAUGGCUGUCAAAUUGGCAAGUUUAUCAUACUGACACAAUGGAAGUAGACAAAACUACAUGAAUAAAUAUGUAUUUUCCCGUUGGUUGGCCAAAAUAUAUAAAGCAGCCCUACAGCGAUUUGAGGGAGCCAUGUCAUAUAAUUUCAAGCUGUGACCGCAUGCUUUUUGCCAUUGUCUCUGAAGAAGAAAUAAGCAUUUGGUAUUGCAAGCCUGCUGUCCAGAUAGUCAGUUACACACAGUCAGAGAAGAAUUUAGAAAAAUAUGGAAGAUACUGCAGAGCGGAAUGGAAACCAGAUUCUGCUGCUCUUGCUGUUAUUACAAGCAACUCUUACAUUGUGUUGUUCAAAGUUGACCUUGACAUCUCUGUACCAAAUCAUCACUGUCUCUAUGUAACUGCAGAAAGCAGCACAAGAGCCCAUAAUUAUCUGGAAGGGAAUGGAUUUGUGGAUGGUAACAGUGUUCCUGCUAUAAAACUGACCCGACAGAAACAUGUGAAACUGACUGCAAAUAUAACAUGCUGUCUGAGUAUACGAGAGGAGCUGGCUGUGGCCACGGAGGACAGUUUCCUUACACGUAUUCACUGGAGCGGAACAGAGAACACGAAAGCUUCAGUAUGUCUCAAAGAUCUUUCAGUAGCGGCAGACAUGUUACAGUCCAGAGGAAACAAAUUAACCCUGGACGAUGGUCAUGUGAUACAGAUGGAAUACAGUCCUAUCAUUGGAGGAUACUGCCUGGUGCUGUCCUCUGGGAAGGCCAUGUUGAUGAUGUCACUCUCUGCAAGAGGCAAUGACAGUAACUCCUCAGGUGUUUGGGCCACUAACAUGAAUGAUGCUGAAUGUCAGGCUGUGAAUCAUAGAUAUAGGCUGAUAGCCUAUGGUUGUGCUGGUGCUUAUGGUGUAAUAUAUACAAUAAAUGAAGUUGAAGGGCUACUGGAAGCCUCACACAGACUACAGGUCUCAUGUAAAAAUUUCCCAACAUUGAGUAAAACGGUUGGUGCUGUGACAUGUUUGCGAUGGACUCCAGAUGGUACAGCAUUAGCUAUGGCAUGGAAGAAGGGAGGCUUUGCUCUAUGGAGUGUGUUCGGAUCUCUGCUUGCCUGUACUGUGGGCGGUGACUACAGAUGUGAUAAACAGAUAUCAGAAUGUAAUGACUGUAGUUUUACCAAAGAUUAUCUACGAUUAUUUCCGCCAUCUGUCAAAGCAAUGGAGUGGGGCCUAGAAGGGUACCAGCUGUGGAUGAUUGGUUCCCAGUGUAGCGAGGGAGAUGAGAAUGGGCAGUAUGCUACAGUGGAUCACACAGACAUAUUUCAGUUACAAUUUGCCAAAAGUUCUCUCACUGUCAAUCCUUGCAUGACAAAUCAUGAACAUGUGUUCCUGCAAGGAGAAGACAAAUUGUAUUUAAACACGGGUGACAUCACAUCAAAGUCUAGUCAGUAUGGAGGUUGUGAGUCACAUAUACUUGUGGGCAGCAAACAAUGGCAGAUUAUUCCUAUCUCUCACAGUUACUUGGCCAGUAAUUGGCCAAUUAGGUAUUCGUGUGUAGACAAGGCAGGCCAAUGUGUUGCUGUAGCUGGUAAAACAGGGUUAGCUCAUUAUGCACUUUUUAACAGGAAGUGGAAACUUUUUGGAAACGAAACUCAGGAAAGGGAUAUGGUUGUAUCAGGAGGGAUCACAUGGUGGAAGGAUUUUAUUUGUGUGGCAUGCUAUAACAUUAUAGGUCACAGAGAUGAGAUACGCUGUUACCCAAGGGAGAGUAAAUUAGACAAUACAUUUGCUAAUAUACAGAAAGUGCCCUCCCAAGUUCUGUUGAUAAACAUAUUCAAGGACACUCUUUUAGUGUUUUGUGUGGACUCUCAUGUUAUGAUAUUCAAUCUAGAGAGGAAUAAUACUCAGUCAAAUCCUACAGUGGAUAUAUCAAAAAUACAAGAAGUUGGCCUCAGUAAUUAUAUACCCCACCCAGUCUGUGUAACCGGAAUUGUUUUCACUUCUCUCAAAAUAGAUGUUGCACCUCUUGUAGCUAGUCAGCGACCAGUACAAUCAGCCAAAGAGACAGAAAGUCUGUUACUGAAUGUGGCAGGAAAACUUCUUGUGUUCCAGAGAGAUCGCAGUGGUCCACAGAUCAAACAGAAAGAAAAAUCAUCUCCACAGAAAGCUAAACCAUUGCCAUUCUCCUCACCUUCAGUAGUUGCUACAAAUGUAGAGAAUCUAUGGACCACAUCACGCUCAGUGACGGGUAAACUUCAGCUUACAGAAGCCUUGUGGCUCAGCUGUGGAUGUCAGGGUAUGAAGGUUUGGUUACCUAUUCUCCCAAAGAACGAAAGUCAGGCACAUAAUUUCAUGUCAAAACGUAUAAUGCUGCCGUUCAGGGUGGAUAUAUACCCUUUAGCUGUGUUAUUUGAAGAAGCUGUGAUACUAGGUGUAGCAAGUGAUGCUUCAAUGUUCCGUUAUAAUUCUACAUCAUCAUUUUGUCAUCCCAGUCGAAAUCUGCAUGAUCUUCCAUAUUGCUCUAUAGAGAGAACUAGUCAAGUUUAUCUUCAUCACAUACUUAAACAGCUCUUAAAAAGAAACCUAGGUGUCCAGGCGCUAGAUUUAGCGAGGUGCUGUACGGAGCUGUCAUACUUUUCACAUGUAUUAGAACUGUUGCUUCACGAGGUACUCGAGGCUGAAGCUACAUCAAAAGAACCUAUACCAGAUCCAUUGUUACCGCGUGUUGUAGCAUUUAUUCAAGAGUUCCCAGAAUACCUGCAGACAUUUGUUCAGUGUGCAAGGAAAACUGAGGUUGCUCUCUGGCCACAUUUGUUCACUACAGUCGGAAACCCAAAAGAUCUGUUUGAGGAGUGCCUUAUAAAUGGGAGGUUAGAGACUGCAGCAUCAUAUCUCAUUAUACUUCAGAAUCUGGAGAAACCUAUUGCUAGUAGACAGCAUGCAACAUUACUGUUAGACUCUGCUAUAGAAGACAGACAGUGGGAACUAGCUCAGGAUCUAGUCAGAUUCCUCAAGGCUAUAGAUCCUAAUGAUGCUGAUGCGUCUCCGCCUCUAGUGUUCAACCAGGGGAAAGUACAGCCAGGGUCCUAUAUUGGAAGUCCGGCAAUGUCCCGGGAGGAGUGUGACUUCACCUUCAGUAGUGUCAGUAACGUAAGCCGGAUUCGGAGCUCCAGUGUCACAGCAGAGUCAGCUGUGAGGGAGGUAUCAAAGGAGAAGGUCAAACUUACACAUACCAAGUCUGAUAAUCAGAUGAUCUCAAAAAGACCAUCACCCCGCCCCGUUCAGACCAACUCCACUGCCGAUCAGGUUUACAUAGACUCAAUACUGUUCAGACAUGCAAGAAAAUUGCUCUCCUCCAACAGACUCAAAGAUCUCGGAUAUUUUGCAGCAAAUAUCAAGGAUUUCCACAUGGUAGCAUGGCUGAAAAAAGAAAGGUUACGUUCCGGUAAAGUUGAAGAUUUUGUGAGUGCUUUGAGAGAUAUUCACCAUCAGUUUGAAUGGCCACUACCUGUAUUGUCACUUUCAGCAUUUCAACAACUCAAAAGUAAAGCAUUUUCCAGCUCUAGUCUUGCAUCACUAUCCUUACUAGAUGAGGAUGUUCCGAAUGCCAGUUACCCUGGACAGAAUGCUACACUUGUACCCCAGUCAGCUGACACAGACAGUAGAGGGAGACCACUCCCUAAGAACAUCAGUUUUGUAUCAACAGAAGUGUCGGAUGAUGUGGUUCUUAAACCACAGUUGUCAAGAGCAGAUGAAGGUAGUUUAGCCACUCUGGAGAUCUCUGACACCAGCUCUUUAUUCGGAGACUUUGAUUUCCUGGCAGACUCCAGUAGUAGUUUAGACAGCCUGUCUCCAGAACUGGAACUUCUGUCACAGGAGAUUAUAUCUAAGGGACCAGGACAGUCAGAACUUGAACUCAGGUAUUUGUUUCAAGUGUUGUUGGAAGGAGGAUGCCUGGAAUGGGCGUUGAUUAUAUCUAUAGUUCUACGAGAUUCCUCAUCUGUGAUACGCACAAUCAAUACAGCUAGUAUGACUGACACGCCCCUUGAGAUUGUUGCUAGAAUGAGAGAGGGGCUAUCUUAUCUUGAACUGUGGUCAGAUACUGAAUGUGUCGGAUACAAGCCUUUCUUACAUGCAAUACGAAGUCAAAUUCAAGUUCUUACAAAGAUUGCAGAACAGGCCCCACCCACACUUAAACUGAACGCAGAUGUAGACUGUGUCCCAGCUACAGUUGAGGAAGGGAACCUGUCCCCUGGUACCAUGUCAAUACAUGAAGGUCAAGGUCAGGCAGACUCGCCACCCAUACAGGAACCACAAAAACAACAUGAAUGUGCUAUAUCUUGAUACUGUGUUUAUAAGUCAGUGCAUGAGCACUUACAGACUAUCGUGUUAGUGCAUGAGCACUUACAGACUAUCGUUAUAUAUUUUGAAAGCAGUGCAAACAGUAAGUUAUUUAUGCACAUAAGUGCUAUGGCCAAGAUUUGAAGUGCAUUCUGGUAUAUUCGCACUUGAUACAGACAGUUGCAGUAUGAGAUACCACGUGAGGCAAGUCUUCAUAAGUGUGAAAGUACAGAGAGCUUCAACAGAGAACAAUGUAGCUUUAACAACAAAAGGUCAAAAACCCUGUGAGAAAGAAUCAUGUAUUUUAAGGAGAAUUGAAAUUUUGCACAAUUCAAAUGAACAAUCAGUUAUAAUUUGAAAAGUAAAAAAAAAUACUCUUGAUCCCUGUGAAUGGUAAUAUAUUUGGCUAAACAUUUGUGCUGUCAUCAUGGGUUUAGUUGUGGGGUAUUAGAAUAUGCACAUUUAAAAAUAUGUUAGAGGCCUGAAAAUCUAGGGAACAAACAUGGUGUUUCCAAAUAUAUGUUAUAACAAGCAAUACUUCACUGGGAUUAAACAGAAAUCAUUCCCAAAAGCUUUCAUCUUGAAUGAAGCAAGCAUUAAUUAUUUUUAGCUCACCCGAGCACAAAUGCUGAGGUGAGCUAUUGUGAUCGCCUGGCGUCCGUCCGUCCGUCUGUCCGGCCUUACUUCCCUUUUAACAACAUCUCCUAAACCACAAGGCCAGUUUUGAUGAAACUUCACAGGGAUGUUCCUUGUUCCUUGGAUGGUCUUCUUUAAAAAUUGUUCAAAGAAUUGAAUUCCAUACAGAACACUGGUUGCCAUGGCAACCGAAAGGAAAAACUUUAAAAAUCUUCUUGUCUAAAAUCAAUGUCGUUGGGCUUUGAUAUUUGUUAUGUAGCAUCAUCUAGUGGUCCUCUACCAAGAGUGUUCAAAUUAUUCCCCUAGGGUCAAAUAUGAACUCACCCUGGGGGUCACAUGGUUUCUAUAGAUUUAUAUAGGGAAAAAAUUUGAAAAUCUUCUUGUCCAAAACCACAGGUCCUAGGGCUUUGAUAUUUGGUAUGUAGCAUCAUCUAGUAGUCCUCUACCAAAAUUGUUCAGAUUAUAUCACUAGGAUCAAAUAUGGCCUGGCCUUGGGGUCAAAUUAAUUAUAUAGACUUAAUAUUAUAGGGAAAAACGUUGAAAAUCUUCAGGUACAAACCCACAGGGCCUAGGGCUUUGAUAUUUUGUUUGUAGUAUCAUCAAGUGGUCCUCUACCAAGUUUAUUCAAAUUAUCCCCCUAGGAUCAAAUAUGGCCCCACCCUGGGGGGUCACAUGGUUUAUAUAGACUUAUACAGGGAAAACUUUGAAAAUCUUCUUGUACAAAACCACAUGGCCUAGGGCUUUGAUAUUUAGUAUGUAGCAUUGUGUAAUAGUUCUUUACCAAGAUUGUUCAAAUUAUCCCCCUGGGGUUGAAACUGGCCCUUAUGGUUUAUAUAGACUUAUAUAGGGAAAAACCUUUUAAAACAUCUCUUUUCUGAAGCCAUAAGGCCCAGAGCUUAGAUAUUUGGAAUGUGGCAUUCUGUAGUGGUUCUCUACCAAGAUUGUUCAAAUUAUGACCCUAGGGUCAAUAUAGGCCAUGCCCAGGUGGACCCUUGUUUUACAUAGACUUAUUUGUUUUUGAAGCAAUAGCAAAGAAAUUUGGACCACAAGUAUAAUGUUUGAUACAGAUUUCAAUACUCAUCUUGAAUAGUCAUAAUCAUGACCUACUGACCUACUUUUUCGUUUUUGAAGUUACAGCAUAGAAAUUUUGACCACCUGUAUAAUGUUUGAUACAGAUUUCAAAACUCAUCUUGAAUAGUCUUAAUCGUGACCUAAAACUCAUCUUGAAUAGUCUUAAUCGUGACCUACUAACCUACUUUCAUGUUUUUGAAAUUUCAGCAAAGAAAUUUGGAUCACAUGUAUAAUGUUUGAUACAGAUUUCAAUACUCAUCUUGUAUAGUCGUAAUCAUGACCUACUGACCUACUUUCUUGUUUUUGAAGUUACAGCGUAGAAAUUUGGACCACAUGUAUAAUUUUUGAUACAGAUUUCAAUACUCAUCUUUAAUAUUCUUAACCCUGAUCUACUGACUAACUUUCUUGUUUUUGGAGCUACAGCAAAGAGAUUUGGACCACCUGUAUAAAUUUUUAACAGAUUUCAGUAGUUAUCUUGAAUAUUCUUUACCACAACCUAUUCACCUAGUUUUUUUGUUUUUAAAGCUUGAUAAAGAAAUUUGUUCAAGCAAGCAACUAAACUCAGGUGAGUGAUGUAGGGCCAUCAUGACCCUCUUGUUCUGUUUUCCUACAUAUUACUUUCUUCAAAGGAAUAUUGCUUACCUCUUUUCAUACCUUUUAUCACAGUUUUCUAAGAGAAAGCAGUUUUACCUUUUCCAGGUUCAGAGGAUGGGUAAAAAAUAUAUGCCUAGCUACUCCACUGAUCAGUUGAAUAAUAAGUACCUUGGUACCACCAGCUUCUAGGUUCAUAUUUAAAAUGUUUGAAGUUCAAAAACUACUAUAUUUGUUACUCAUUGCAAAAUGAAAGAAAGAAUAAAUUGAUUAAAUGAUGUUUAGGCUGAUUUUAUUGAAAAAAGUUGGUGUAGUCUCUCAAACAUGUAAAUAAAGCUAUUUACUAUGUUAGUAACACAAGAAAUAUCUGGUUGUAAGUAUAAGAGAGAUAGAUAUUUCAAUCUGUUUGAGACAAAUUUGGAUUUUUAUGUCUGGAGACAGGCCCAUGUAAUUAUUGUUACUUUCUUGCUAAACAUACCACCAUCUGACACAGUAUUCAAGUGUAGGUGUUCAAAUGUUCUGGUGUGAAUGUGUAAAAGUGUUCUGGUGUGAAUGUGUGAAAGUGUUCUGGUGUGAAUGUGUAAAAGUGUUCUUGUGUGUAUAUGUAAAAGUGUUCUGGUGUGAAUAUGUAAAAGUGCUCUGGUGUGAAUGUGUAAAAGUGCUCUGGAGUGAAUGUGUAGAAGUGUUCUGGUGUGAAUGUGUAAGUGUUCUGGUGUGUAUGUGUAAAAGUGUUCUGAUGUGUAUGUGUAAAAGUGUUCUGAUGUGAAUGUGUAAAAGUGUUCUGGUGUGAAUGUGUAAAAGUGUGCUGGUUUGAAUGUGUAAAAGUGUGCUGAUGUGAAUGUGUAAAAGUGUUCUGGUUUGAAUGUGUAGAAGUGUGCUGGUGUGAAUGUGUAAAAGUGUUCUGGUGUGAAUGUGUAAAAGUGCCAUUUUAAGUAAAGUGAAACUGAUGAAUGAGAACUGUUUUGAGUUGGACUGUGUAAAUUGAUCUUUUGGACAUUUCACAAUAUCUCAAAAUAUCUUUAGUAUGAUACAAUAUAUAUUAAAAAAAUAUGCAAAACAAAAAAUUAUACCAUUUAAUUUUAGGGAGUUCCAGGUAUCAUAAAGUGUAUUCAUAUUUUCUUAUCAUUUUAUUAUAUCAUAUCUACUUGAGGCUAUUAACAUUGAUGUAACUUUUAAGUAUGUGUUCUUCCAUAAUAAAUUGCCAUUUCAUCUCUGGUGACUAUUACAGGUGAUUAUUCCACAUUCAGUUCAUAAGUGUAAUUUAUUUUAUCAAAUAUAAUAUAUUGUAUAGGUUUUAUAUUAUCAUAUUUGUGUCAUUGAAUUUCCAUAAUGCUUUAGAUUUAAUAUUUAAAAAAAGAACAGAUAAAGCAGCUACGGAAAUAGAUAGUGUCUUAACCCUUAUCAUGCUGGACAUGACUGAUUAUGCCUUUGCGACCAGUGUAGAUCAUGAUCAGCCUGCACAUCCAUGCAGUCUGAUCAUGGUCUGCACUGUUCCCCAUUCAGUAUCUUUUUGGUAUGCACCCCUUUUAACAGUUAAUGGCACUGUCCAAAUUGAAAGAUGGACAAGUUCAUUAUAGAAAUUCAGCAGGGUAUGGGUUAAUGAUAUGAUUACAGAAGUACUACUUUCUGCAUGGCACAUGAUCUUACACAGAGACCUAAAGGGAGGUAAUAAAAUUAAUGGAUUCAACAAUACUUUCUUCUGUGUUAAUGCAAUAUUUCAAACCAGAGAUAACAAUUUGCUGGAAAUAGUAAAUUAUAAGGAAUUGAUAUAUUUAUUUAUGUUUAUAACAACACACCAUUAUGACUCUACAAGGGUAUCUAGCAUGUUAACAUGCCUUCUUACAGACACAUUUGUUUCUUUUGAAAUAGAUAAAUAUAUAUUAAGGAAAGUCUCUAUAGAUUUAAGUGUUUUGACUUCUCUCAGAGGCAGGACUCGGCAGUCUCAUACAUCUUCAAAGCUUUGUGUCUGGAAUCUGAAUGUAAAAUAGGCCAAUCAGUAUGGUUGAAAAUUGACAAUGCUUUUAUGUAAUUGUUAUAUUUAUUCUCAACAUUUCAUAACAUUGAUGACAUUGGUUCCUGUGGUGGUAAGAACUACCUGAAAUCAAUGUUUCAUUGAAAUAUGUACAAUCCUUACAAAAAAGAAGAAAUAUAAAAUUUAGCAUUCAAAAAGUUUUCAUUCACAGACUUGCUUAAUAUUUACCAGUUUGUUCUGUGAUAUCAGAACUUAUUAACUGAGCAAUUGUUAGCGUGUGGUAUGAGGGGGGUUGGAGAAUGUUCUGAUAUGAAGUUUAUUACAUUUUUAACAAUUUUACAUAUAUAUAUUUGACAUUUUGUAUACAUGUAAAAAUAUCUAUUUUCAUUUGCAAGUGGUAGCAUUUUGCAUGUACCAUCAAGAGGGUAAUGAUGUUGUUUUAGAUAAAUGUCAUUUACGCUCUACAUUGUACUCAAGUAUUUGAUAUAAGAGUGAUCGGUACCCUGUUGUUUGAAAUUUCUUCCACACUAUAAGUUAAAGAUGUAAGUAGGUUGAACAGUAGUAUAAAAUGUGUCUUAAUCCAUGUUGUAAAGUUUUAGAAGCUUUGCCUUUUUAACUACUUAGCUGCACAUUUAAAUAACACAAACUUGACAUUGAAGUCAUAACUUUUGCAGCACCUAGCCAAAACAUGCAAAAUAUAAAUACUUACUCAUGCUCACUUUACAUUAUUUUCAAAAUUUAUGUCAAGUACAUCAAAAUGAGCUGGAUAUAAACCUUUAGGUGGAUAGCUUUAAAACUGAAAAAGUUAAAACCUCCAUAUUGAACAUUUUGAACCUCCCUUGUAGCUAUGUCACUUACAGAUUUCCAGCGGCAUUCUGGUGUUUUGAAAGGAAAAAUCACUUCUUAAUUUACGGUAUGUGCAUACCCAGUUUCAGUUUAACCUGAAGCUGUUGCUGCUGACUGCUCUGAACUAUUUGCCUUGUAUAUGUAAUGCUUCUACAUGCAUAUAUCUUUACACAUUUACUUGUGUGUAACACUGUUAAAAGUGAAGCUUUGUUAUAAAUGGAAGUUAAUAAUUCACCAAAGAUUAAAUUAUAAGUUUGAUUGGUAUUUCAGUUUUUUGGGGCUGGUUCCCUGGUUUAUGAAAAGUUUUAGAACAAAUAAAUUGAACAGUAUAAUCACAUUAGAAAACCUCAUGUAUAUGUAUGUGUACAAUUUAGCAGAAGUUCUAAAACUUUCCCCUUCAGGAAAUGCUGGCUCAGUUUUGAAGGAAGAGUCAACCAUAAUGUUCAUAUUGUUAAGGUUUGUCAAAGCUAUAUAUAAAAAAAUCUUCAUACUUUUCAAAUGAACAUUGAAACUCCAGUGAGUGAUUUUGGAUCAUCAUGGCCCUAGUGUUUAAAGACUUGUGUGUGUAUUUGAAUUUGUGGAGCAAAAUUUUUAUUCUGUUGUUGAUUUUUAGGGUUGUACAUAUUUUUUGCAUGAUUGUGAAUUCGUGGAGACACAAACUUCUUUCUGGAAAAUAUUUUGUUAAGUUAUCUAAAAUCUGGCAUUGGUAGUACUGGAUUAUGUUGUCUUGUAAGUGUAGUAUUUAUGUCUACCAAGUAAACAAUUCAUGAUGAAGCCUUUGUACAUACAGUUUUCACACGUUCUUUGUGUCGGUAAACUCAAAAUUGAUAUGAGCCCACCAGCUUAGCUCAAUAAGGAGAGUGCAGAUCUACGGAUCGCGAGUUCGAUCCCUGGGCAGGGCGUAUGUUCUCCGUGAUGAUUUGAUAAAAGACAUUGUGUCUGACAUCAUUCAUCCUCCACCUCUGAUCCAUGUGGGGAAGUUGGCAGUUACUUGCGGAGAACAGGUUUGUACUGGUUCAGAAUCCAGGAACACUGGUUAGGUUAAUUGCCUGCCGUUAUAUAACUGAAAUACUGUUGAAAAACAGUGUUAAACCCAAAACAAACUAACAAAAUCGAUAUUAGUGUUUAUAUGUUUACGCUAUUAGACUUUGAAUAAAUGUUUACAGUUUGACAUUGAUAUAGUUAGAAUGCAAGUUGUACUCAGUGUUUAGCAUGAACAUUACACAAAAAGAAAACACAGCACUUUUAUUAGCUCAUCUGAUUUUUUUAGAAAAAAAUGAUGGGUUAUUGUCAUCACUUGAUCGGUGUUGGCGUCUGCGUCGGCGUUGCCUGGUUAAGUUUUAUGUUUAGGUCAGCUUUUCUCCUAAACUAUCAAAGCUAUUGCUUUGAAACUUGGAACACUUGUUCACCAUCAUAAGCUGACCCUGUACAGCAAGAAACAUAACUCCAUCCUGCUUUUUGCAAGAUUUAUGGCCCCUUUUGUCCUUAGAAAAUAUCAGAUUUCUUGGUUAAGUUUUAUGUUUAGGUCAACUUUUCUCCUAAACUAUCAAAGCUAUUACUUUGAAACUUGCAACACUUGUUCACCAUCAUAAGCUGACCUUGUACAUCAAGAAACAUAACUCCAGCCUGCUUUUUGCAGAAUUAUUGCCCCUUUUGGACUUAGAAAAUCAGGUUUCUUGGUUAAGUUUUAUGUUUAGGUCAGCUUUUCUCCUAAACUAUCAAAGCUAUUGCUUUAAAACUUGCAACACUUGUUCACCAUCAUAAGCUGACCCAGUACAGCAAGAAACAUAACUCCAUCCUGCUUUUUGCAAGAUUUAUGUCCCCUUCUGGACUUAGAAAAUAUCAGAUUUCUUGGUUAAGUUUUAUGUUUAGGUCAACUUUUUCUCUUAAACUAUCAAAGCUCUUGCUUUGAAACUUGCAACACUUGUUCACCAUCAUAAGCUGACCCUGUACAGCAAGAAACAUAACUCCAUUCUGUUUUUUGCAAUAAUAAUUGCCCCUUUUGGACUUAGAAAAUCAGUUUUCUUGGUUGAGUAUUAUGUUUAAGUCAGCUUUUCUCAUAAACUAUCAAAGCUAUUGCUUUAAAACUUGCAACAGUUUUUCAUCAUCAUAAGUGGAUGCUGUACAUCAAAAAACAUAACUCUAUCCUGCUUUUUGUAAGAAUGAUGGCCCUUUUUAGACUUAGAAAAUCAUGGGUAGGACAAUUUUUCUAUUAUACAAAAAAAUCAGAUGAGCGUCAGCAUCUGCAAGGCGGUGCUCUUUUUUUCAUUAAGUACUUGCUGUACAUUGUUAUAACUGCAUAUACAGAAUCAUAUAUUUGAGGAUGCCAACUUUCUGAAAAGAUUGAAAAGAAUUAGAAACUCUUAAAGAUUGACACUCCAAGAGGUGUUUUCUUUUUGUUAAACUCUUCCAUGUUCUUGGAUGGCUUAACAUUGUUUUUCAGUAUCCAGACAGUCCCAUCCCCACUAAAUCUCCACAUCCUCAGUUUUAGUUUCUUAAUUUGAAUGUUUUCUUAGUCUUGCAUUGUGAACAUAUAUCAUUUGACCCUACAAUGACAGUAACUAAGGGGCACAUGUGUUGUAUGCUUACACAUUUUGUUGCAUGUGAAAAGGUCAAGUGGAAGCAAUUGUAUUUUUAUGUUAAACAUUUUUUCUUAUAUUUUCAUUUCUUUUGUAUUGUUUGAAGAGACGAAAAUGUUAGUAGGGAACAUGUUUUAUAUACUUCUGUGAUACAUAUAUAUUUAUUAAUGAACAGUCAGUUUUUACCUGUCAGAUUGUUUGAAUUUUUAAUGGUGGUUAAUAUUGAUUAGGUAAUGAUUUGGUUGAAAGCUAUGCCCUGCAAAUACUACAAUUUUUUUUCAAAAACUGUCAUGUAAAAUCCUCUAAUACAGAGAUAAAAUGAUUUUCAUGCUUGGAAUUUCUUAACUCUUGUUCAGUAACUGGAGCAGUUUUGAAAUUGUAGAACUGUCUUUCAGUGACCAUGAAUAUGACCUACAUAUACUGACCUACUUCCUUGUUUUUGAAGCUUUAGCAAAUGUAUUUGUUCAAGCAAGCAACUUAACUCAGGUGAGCGAUAUAGGGCCAUUAUGGCCCUCUUGUUUAAAGAAGUUGUGAUGUUGCUUUUUAUCAGUAUUUCUGUCUACUGGUGAAAGUCUAUUUCAUGUAAUUGUAACUGGUUUACAAAUGUAUAAUUAUAUGCUCUUGUGAUUGUUUUAACCCUUAGACUGCUAAAUUUCUAAAAUGGACUGGUCCAUCAUUCAAUUUGGACAAUACCAAUUAUUAUUCACACUGAAAAUUUACUGACUGAAGAGCAAACAGUGCGGACCAUGAUCAGACUGAACUUCCAUGCAGGCUGAACUUCCAUGCAGGCUGAUCAUGGUCUGCACUGUUCACAAAGGCAUAAUCACAUGCGGCCAGCUGGCUAAAGGUUAACUGUAAUUUACAACUUAGACAAACUGUCAACUUAAAUGAUAUUAUUUACUAUUUAAACAAUUUUUAUGAAAAAUUAUAGAACAAUUAUCUUUCCAACAUCUUUCUUUCUAUUUCCUGUUCAGUUGUAAAUGUAGAUUAAUGUCAAGAACCUGUAAAUUGAGUGUUUAUCUAAAGAAACAUUUCCAUUCAGAUAAACCUUCUGUCCAACAGAGAUUAUAGCUUUCACAUAAAAAGGCCAUGACAUUAUUAAGUAAGGUUUUACAUAUUUAUCAAUGAGGAAUGUUAAUUUUUUUAUAAAGUCAGGGCGCAUUUUGAGGGUUUAAAGGAGACCUACCAUAAGUUAAUCUAUAAACUUGUUGAGUUAUGAGAGUUUCCCUUGCAGCCUCUAAUUUUGUAUUUACUUUAUUAAGUGUGUUGUUGAUGAUCAUUUUAAGUGAGAAGGGUAUUAUUGUAAAAUGCAUUCUCUCAUCUGUAGUAUAAAUGUUAUCUCACAUUUUAAUGUGAUAUGUAAAUAAAAUAUGUCAUCAUUU
Mercenaria mercenaria is the source of this 13407-nucleotide messenger RNA. RefSeq names its product guanine nucleotide exchange factor subunit RIC1-like. Gene Ontology annotation, cellular component: Golgi membrane; cytosol; Ric1-Rgp1 guanyl-nucleotide exchange factor complex. Gene Ontology annotation, biological process: intracellular protein transport; retrograde transport, endosome to Golgi. The coding region runs from base 74 to 4333 and encodes 1419 amino acids. Gene Ontology annotation, molecular function: protein binding. The record is from RefSeq and is a predicted model, not a curated record. Lineage: Eukaryota; Metazoa; Mollusca; Bivalvia; Venerida; Veneridae. The transcript has 33 exons.